This is a messenger RNA of Meloidogyne enterolobii, 222 nucleotides long. Lineage: Eukaryota; Metazoa; Nematoda; Chromadorea; Rhabditida; Meloidogynidae. The record is from the annotation of a GenBank genome assembly.
UUUUAGAAUUUUUAUUCAGUUUUUCUAAUGGUUUGCACUUCUAGAGAUAUUUUUGUUCGUCAACAAGCAGCAUUGCCUCGAUCAGAUGAAUCAUUUGAAAAAUCAAUUCUUUUACUUUUAGAAAAGGGACCUGGCAGUCGAAAUAAACUCAAACUCUUCUUAGAAUCCAAUCUUAAUCGUUUUAUGGAAAAGGAGGUUUUAUUAUAUCUUAAUACUUAUUAG